This is a messenger RNA of Priapulus caudatus, 1375 nucleotides long. RefSeq names its product REM2- and Rab-like small GTPase 1. The transcript is spliced from 6 exons. Bases 129 to 1010 code for a protein of 293 amino acids. Gene Ontology annotation, molecular function: GTPase activity; GTP binding. NCBI's taxonomy places the organism in Eukaryota, Metazoa, Priapulida, Priapulimorpha, Priapulimorphida, Priapulidae. The record is from RefSeq and is a predicted model, not a curated record.
GAAAAAUGUUUUUUUGCGAGCAAACUCCUUAUAGUUAUCACUAAACAAAAACUAAAUUAUCAUUUUUCGUGAUUGUUUAAUUUUAAUGCUUAGUAAAUCUUUAUUUUGGGGUCAAAACCAUUAUUGAUAUGUUCAGUUCAGUGUCAUACCAAACCGGAUGUCAAGAAACGCAUGCAAGUAAAUCUGGUCUGAAUCUGAUGAAGUUUGGUGAGAUGUUGAUACAGCCAGGGACAUUACUACAGUAUGACUGGUACAAGAGCUGGGAGGGAAGAGAAUCUCUGCUGUCCAUACUGCACAGAAACAUGCACCACAGGAAACUAUUUGGUCUCCUUGAAGAACCUCUGUUGCCAGUUCAGUUCAGCUCAUCUGAUGUUCAAUAUAAGAUUUUCGUAUCUGGCCGUUCAGGUGUCGGUAAAACCAGUGCAUUAGCAAAACUAUCAGGCAAUGAAGUCCCUACAAUGCAUUCUGAAACUCCAGGUAUUCAGACUCAGGUUGUCUACUGGCCAGCAAAGCUUGUUCAGACUAACAAGAUUGUUAUGUUUCGCCUACACUUCUGGGACGCAGGCGAUGCAGCACUGAAGAAAUUUGAUCACAUCCUUCCAGCAUGCAAGGAGAAUGCAGAUGCAGUGGUAUUUCACUUCUCAUUCACGGACAGGGGGAGUUUUGAGGACCUUCCCCGGCAUAUGGCACGCAUUGUUUCUCCCUCGGACAACACCUGCAAGCUUGUUCUCGGAACAAAGUACGACCAGCUAGCACACAGUGACGUCACCCACCAAGAAUUACGCGAGUUCGAACAACAGUACAAGAUCCCUGUGCUAAAGAUCGCCAACAUUGCCAACUACGAACAGUCAGAGCUGCAGACGGAAGUCCACGAGGUGGCGCCGGUGUUGAACACGCUGUGCGAGUAUCUAUGGCGACGAGACCAGGUCGCGGCGGGCGUGCUGCAGACAGAACGACAGACGGACGAACAAAGACACAGCGACGAAGAUCAGAUGGUGCUGUACUUUUAAAGCUGCGAUAUUUUUCAAACUUUCUCGUAGUAGUGGAAAUUUUUUUUAAUGAUUAUUUUUAAGUAGACUCACAGAAUACUGAGUGUAUAUAGUAGAGAAAUUAUAUAAUUUAUUUUAUAUGAAAAUUGUAAAAUAUUAACUUUAUUUGUAAUAUUUUUCUACAGUGUACAUAAGUAAAACAUAGAAUCUUAUCGCAAGAAUUCAAUGAUAUUUUUUUAACUCUUUCCUGUGCUCACCUUUACAUAUAUAUUUAUAUGACAUGUUUCUAUCAUAUUAUUUAGGUGUACAUUUCAAUGAUUAUACAACAAAGUUAACCUAACAAUUCCAGACUAACUUGUAAUAAAAAUUUUGAUUCACAAAUAUAA